Euleptes europaea (tarantolino) is the source of this 1341-nucleotide messenger RNA. It is a transcript of the gene MAP2K7, whose product is annotated as mitogen-activated protein kinase kinase 7. The transcript is spliced from 12 exons. The record is from RefSeq and is a predicted model, not a curated record. Gene Ontology annotation, molecular function: ATP binding; protein kinase activity. Lineage: Eukaryota; Metazoa; Chordata; Lepidosauria; Squamata; Sphaerodactylidae. The coding region runs from base 34 to 1341 and encodes 435 amino acids. Gene Ontology annotation, biological process: protein phosphorylation.
CAGCGGCUCCAAGGGGGAGGGGGGCGGGGGAAGAUGGCGGCGUCCUCGUUGGAGCAGAAACUAUCCCGCUUGGAGGCCAAGCUGAAACAGGAGAACAGGGAGGCCCGCAGGCGCAUCGACCUCAACUUGGAGAUCAGUCCAGCCCGGCCGCGGCCUAUUAUUGUGAUCACUCUAAGCCCUGCUCCCGCUCCAUCCCAACGUGCAGCACUGCAGCUUCCCUUAGCCAACGAUGGCAGCAGCCGCUCCUCCUCGGAGAGCUCACCUCAGCACCCCAAUCCGCCGCGCCCCCGUAACAUGCUGGGUCUGCCUCAGCCACCCUUCAUCAUGCACAGAAGCAUGGAGAGUAUAGAGAUCGAUCAGAAACUGCAAGAAAUUAUGAAGCAGACAGGUUAUUUGACCAUUGGAGGACAGAGAUACCAAGCAGAAAUCAAUGACCUAGAAAACCUGGGUGAGAUUGGCAGUGGGACAUGUGGACAGGUGUGGAAAAUGCGUUUCAAGAAGACUGGGCACAUCAUAGCGGUAAAGCAAAUGCGUCGUUCUGGUAAUAAAGAGGAGAACAAGAGAAUCCUGAUGGACUUGGAUGUAGUGCUGAAGAGUCACGACUGUCCCUACAUAGUUCAGUGCUUUGGGACUUUCAUCACAAACACGGAUGUUUUUAUAGCCAUGGAGCUAAUGGGUACGUGUGCUGAGAAGCUGAAAAAACGCAUUCAAGGACCUAUCCCUGAGAGGAUCUUGGGAAAGAUGACUGUGGCGAUUGUCAAGGCACUCUACUACCUGAAAGAAAAACACGGUGUCAUCCACAGAGAUGUGAAACCUUCCAAUAUCUUGUUAGAUGAGAGGGGCCAAAUCAAACUCUGUGACUUCGGUAUCAGUGGGAGACUGGUGGACUCGAAAGCCAAAACCCGGAGUGCUGGUUGUGCGGCAUAUAUGGCGCCUGAGAGAAUAGAUCCCCCUGAUCCCUCAAAACCAGAUUAUGAUAUUCGUGCAGAUGUGUGGAGCCUUGGCAUUUCUCUGGUCGAGCUUGCUACGGGUCAGUUUCCCUACAAGAACUGUAAAACGGACUUUGAGGUUCUCACCAAGGUAUUGCAAGAAGAUCCUCCGCUUCUCCCAAACAACAUGGGAUUUUCCAUAGACUUUCAGUCCUUCGUCAAAGACUGCCUUACUAAAGAUCACAGGAAGAGACCAAAGUACAACAAGCUACUUGAACACAACUUCAUCAAGCGUUAUGAGACCCUGGAAGUCGACGUGGCAUCCUGGUUCCAAGACGUCAUGGCCAAGACAGAGUCGCCCCGCACGAGCAGCAUCCUCAGCCAGCACCACCUGCCGUUCUUCACCAGGUAG